AUUCAAAAGUGUUUUCAUUCGUUUGUUGAUUGUCCAACGGAACGGUUGUUAAAAAGCGCUAUUUAGACGCUGAAGUUUAUUUAAAAAAAAACAGAAAUAUUUUAAAUAAAAAGAAAUUUUAUUAAAAAAAAGUGCAAGAAAAUUUAUUAAAAAAUUAUUUAAUAGAAACAUUAACUAAAUGUUAAACAAAAACCAAAAGAGUUUCUUAAAACUUAAAUGAAUAUUAAAGAAAAGUGUUUUAUUUGUAUAAGAAACAAGUGAAAUUUUAUAAAAAAAAAAAAUCUUUAAAAAGGAUUAUUUGAACACAAAAAACAAAGGAUUAUUUGACAAUUUAAAAAAAAAAAAAAAACAAAAAACAAAAAAAUCAACACAAAAUGGAUAUUACAUUAUUACCCUCACCACCGGCCACACCGCCAUUGUGCGAAAAUAAAAUUGAAAAUUGUCCAAAAGCAAACUGUACACAAUUAGAUGACAAAUUGCUAAAAGCCAAAUUACAAUUACAAUUGGAGCAACAACAGCAGCAGCAGCAUAGUAAAAACAAAAUCUGCUCCUCCUCAGCACAACAGAAUGGUAUUAUUACACCACAACCCUCAGAUACAGAAGAUGAUGGCAUGGACAGUUGUUGUGUACAGCCAGCAAUGAAAAAACAAAAAUUGGAUAUAACAGCAACACAGCAACAUUAUCAACAACAACAGCAGCAGCAACAGCAACAGAGAGCCAGUGUUAUUAUGCAUGUCAAUAGUUCGGGUAUAUGCUCGACAUUAGAUGAAAAUUCCUGCUCCUCCACCAUUUCUACAAUAUCACAAACACCCUCUAUAACCUCCACCUCUUCCAGCUGUUCCUUAACCUGCGCCUCAUCAUCCUACACUACCGAUGAUGAUAGUUCUCAGACUAAUGUUUGGCGUAGUUUGAAAUUUAAAAUGAAUCGCAAAAGAACCGCCACUGAGACAACAGAAGCCUCAGAUUGUGAAUCCAUAACUGCGGUUAAUAGCCCUCAAGUAUUAGAUAACAAAGUGGAUGACUAUCAAGUGGUAAAGCAAGAGCAGGAGGAGGAAAGAUUAUCGGCAACAAAUGUGCAAAUGUUGCAGGUGCCUCAAUUUCGUUUUACUUUACCCGCUUGCACUUCAGCCAAAGUAAACUCGAGCCAGGACUCGCUCAGCAGCAGCAACAACAGCAGCAGUAAGAAGUAUCAAGUUAUUGCUCCUAAGGCUAAUUUCUUAGCUACUGAGUCUAGCAGCAACAGUCUUAUAACACCACAAUUCCUGCUGUUAGAUCCUAAUAUGUUGUUGCAAACUUUAACCUCCAAUCGCCCCGCCAUAACAGUUACCUCCUCUAAUGCUAAUAACAACAACACUAGCGCUAAAGCCUGCAACGGCGCAUCAAACUCCUCCACCACCUCCUCAUCCUCCUCCUCUUCUACACCCGCCGUCGAACGUAAACGCAUUUAUGAAUGUAAUCAUCCGGAUUGUGGUAAAAAUUAUUUCAAAUCCAGCCACUUAAAAGCCCAUCAAAGAGUACACACCGGCGAAAGACCUUUCAUUUGUAAAUGGGAGAAUUGUGAUAAACGUUUUUCACGUUCCGAUGAGUUGUCACGACACAAACGCACCCAUACGGGAGAGAAAAAGUUUGUUUGCAGUGUUUGCGAUAAGAAAUUUAUGCGCAGUGAUCAUUUGUCCAAACAUGUUAAAAGGCAUGCUUCUAAACGCCAAGAGGUCACACGUCAAUUGCCCCCUAACAAUGCCAGCAAUGCGUUAAACACAUUAAUGGAAGCCCCCAACCAGCUUAAUGGACAAAUGUUGCAACAUUUAAGACCCAUAGCACCUGCCAAUACCAGUGAAAAUUUAGUACAAAAUGUCAACCAAAUAUCGCAAUUGCAAGUGCAAAUUUGCAAUGCCACGGAUUUGUUAAAUUUACAACAGGUGGCCAGCUUUGCUAAUCUAAUACCACAACCAGCAGCUAUAACGCUGCAGCAGUAAAUUGCUUUAAAAAAAAAUCUCAUUUUUAAAAUAAGAAAAAAACUAAAAAAAUCACUCAAAAUAGGGCUAAAAAUUUCAACAAAUUAAUUGUCAUUCCACUAUAAAACCCUUAUAAAAGCCAAAUUCUUUAAAAUUAUCUAAAAUAAUUAAAUGUUUUAAAAAAAAGAAAAAGAAAAGCUUCUAUUAAAAAGGAAAUUAAUUUCCAUAUUUUUUUUUAAACAAAAUUAAUUUUCCUUUUCUAAACAAAACUAAAAAGUUUCAUUUUUUCUACCAAAAAAAAGGAAAAUAAUUUCUAUAUAUUUUUAAAAAAAAUUCAUUUUCCUUUUUUCUUUAAAAUCAAAAACUUUUUGCUUUAAAAAUCCUCUAUUUGUAUUAAAAAAAAAAUUAAAAAUAACCUCUCAAAAAUCAUUAUUAUUAUAAACAUUUUAAAGCAUUAUUAUAAUUAUUAUUAUUUCUUUAAAAAAAAAAUUCAUUAUUAUUUUAAACUUUUUUUUUAUUAUUAAACAAAUAUAUAAACUGUGAUAUUUAAGUUUUUUGUUUUUUUUUUUUUAAUUAUUUUCACUUUUAAGCUAUUUGUAUUGUAUUAAAGAAGAAAAAAAAAUAUUAAGAAAACUAGAAAAAAAACAAAAAAUCUAAUUUAUUUUUUUAACUAUAUCUAUAAUAAAUAUUAUAAAAUUGUAAAAAGAAGUAAUCUAUAUUUUUCACUAUAUAAAUUUUUAAAAAAAUUUGCAAUGUUAAUGUAAGAGAAUUGUAAAAGAAAACAAUAUGAUCAAUGGAAAAAAAAGAAAAGAAAAAAGAAUUUAAAAAAAAUAUUCUCUUGAAAAAAGAAAAGAAAUCUAAUUAAACUUUAAUGAGAAAAAGAAUUACUUUAUGAUGAAUAAAUAACUCAAUAUAUUAUAUUUUUCAAU
Molecule: messenger RNA, 2884 nt
Organism: Lucilia sericata (common green bottle fly)
Lineage: Eukaryota; Metazoa; Arthropoda; Insecta; Diptera; Calliphoridae
Gene: cbt
Product: Krueppel-like factor luna
Exons: 2
Coding region: 375-1976 (533 amino acids)
Biological process (GO): regulation of transcription by RNA polymerase II
Molecular function (GO): RNA polymerase II cis-regulatory region sequence-specific DNA binding; DNA-binding transcription factor activity, RNA polymerase II-specific
Source: RefSeq, a predicted model, not a curated record